AUGGUCCCUGUGUGGCUCCUGGGACCUGUGGUGCUGGGUUUGACCACGGCAGGCCCUGUUCCCACUGCCAAGCCCACCACAGCCCGGAAAGUCUGCCACCUUGAGAGGUUUGUACCUGUGUCACCGCGGGAGAUGGAGGCCUUCAAGAAGGCGAAGGAUGCCUUGGAAAAGAAGCUCCAGCUGAAGGUCUCCAGGUGCAGUGCACGCCUCUUUCCCAGGACCUGGGACCUGAGGCAGCUGCCGGCGUGGGAGCGCCCCAUGGCCCUGCAGGCUGAGCUGGCCCUGACCCUGGAGGUCCUGGGCACAGUGACUGACCCGGCCCUGGAGGACGUCCUGGAGCAGCCCCUCCACACUCUGUAUCACAUCCACACCAAAGUCCAGGCCUGUGUGAGUCCCCCCACCCACCCCAUGACACGGGGACAGCUCCUGAGCCCUGUGUCCCCACAGGAGUCCCCUGGCUGCCUCCAGGCCUCUGUCACCUUCAACCUCUUCCGCCUGCUUACCCAGGACCUGAGAUAUGUUGCCAGUCCAGAACUGUGA
This is a messenger RNA of Octodon degus (degu), 540 nucleotides long. It is a transcript of the gene Ifnl1, whose product is annotated as interferon lambda 1. Gene Ontology annotation, molecular function: cytokine activity. The transcript is spliced from 4 exons. The record is from RefSeq and is a predicted model, not a curated record. The coding region runs from base 1 to 540 and encodes 179 amino acids. NCBI's taxonomy places the organism in Eukaryota, Metazoa, Chordata, Mammalia, Rodentia, Octodontidae. Gene Ontology annotation, biological process: defense response to virus; cell surface receptor signaling pathway via JAK-STAT; positive regulation of immune response.